This is a messenger RNA of Volvox carteri f. nagariensis, 726 nucleotides long. RefSeq lists its product as uncharacterized. Gene Ontology annotation, molecular function: acyltransferase activity, transferring groups other than amino-acyl groups. NCBI's taxonomy places the organism in Eukaryota, Viridiplantae, Chlorophyta, Chlorophyceae, Chlamydomonadales, Volvocaceae. Bases 1 to 726 code for a protein of 241 amino acids. The record is from RefSeq and is a predicted model, not a curated record. The transcript is spliced from 3 exons.
AUGAGGUCUGUCGUGGAGAUAGAUGAUCAGCGCGCACUUGCGCAGAUUGUACACAACAUCUGGAUGAGGCGACGCACGCUGAUAGCCGAGUCCCUGCGUAUUCGGCCAAUAGAACGGGGCGAUGUCCAAGCGGCGAGCAUCGUCUUGACACGCGCCUUUGCAACUUCAGCGGAAGCCGUCCCCUUGGCGGAAGUCCUUAAAGACAUCGACUCCAUGCUUUUAGCUGAUCCCGGACCCGCCGCUGACUCCAGCUCAGACCCGUCCACAACCAGCGGAAGAUCAGUAGCACCCGAUGGGUACUUCCUAGUGGCCCGGCUCUAUCCCAGGGAUCCGCAGCAGGCGCCUUUGCCGCCUGGCCAGGACUCUCGCCUCGUUGGCACCGCCGCCGUUUCCUUUUCUGCCGAGUCCCAACCCGUGCGCCGCCUGCCGCCCGUCAACUUGCCCCCUUCGGGCGGUGCCUAUGUCUCCAACAUGGCGGUAGACCCACGGGUCCGACGUCGGGGCGUGGCAAGGGCGCUGCUUACGGCAUGUGAGGAGCUGGUAUGGACCGCGGGCCGGCGGGAGGUCUGGCUGCAUGUGCGCGAGGUGGAUGCGGCCGCACGGACGCUGUACGACAGCGCUGGGUACGUAGCGGCGGCGAAGGACUCCUGGCUGGACACGAUUAAGCAUGGCGGCAUGCGACCGCGCAUCCUGAUGCGGAAAGAGCUGCAUAAAAACUCGUGUUGA